AUGCAGAACUGAGUUCCACACAGGUGUUUGCUGCAUACUCACCGACAGCUGAAACGUGCGUGUCGGCGGACGCCUCAUCGUUUGGACUAGGAGGGGACCUAACUCAAUAGCAGCCAGAUGGAACAUCGAGACCCAUUGUGUUCAUCUCGAGAGGUAUGUCUGAUACCGAAAAACACUAUGCACAAAUAGAGAAAGAAGCUCUGGCAGCUACGUGGGCAUGUGAGCGUCUGUCCUCCUAUCUCAUCGGACUGAAAUUCAGAUUAGAGACAGACCACAAGCCACUAGUGCCAUUGCUAAGCACCAAGGCUCUCUACAAACUUCCCCCGAGAGUGCUGAGAUUUAGACUGAGGCUGCUGAGGUUUACUUAUGACAUUGUACAUGUGCCAGGUAAAAGCUUGAUAACUGCUGACACAUUGUCAACAAGGGCCCCUAUAGAGCAUACUUUCACACAGGAGGAAAGAGAGAACGAGGCUGCGGUCACCGUGUUCGUGGAUGCGGUCACUCAGUCUUCCUGCCACAGAGCCCAGAUUGAAAGAAAUUAUAGAGAGACAGAAAACCGACCCGGUCUGUGCGAAGCUGAUCAGGUACUGUGAGAUGGGGUGGCCAGAAAGACAUAUGCUCCCCCCAGAGCUGUCCCCCUUCUGGCCUGAAAAGGGUAACAUCACAGUGACUGGACAGCUACUUCUCAGAGGCCAAAGGAUUGUGAUCCCACGUGACAAGAGACGGGAGAUUCUUCAUAAUCUCCACCGUGGGCACCAAGGGAUCGUAAAAUGCAGAGCAAGGGCCCGCCAGUCAGUUUGGUGGCCAGGACUGUCUGUCCAAAUCAGUCAGAUGGUGGAAAACUGCAGCACGUCGUGCUCACAGCAUAGGGCAGAACAGCGAGAACCGUUGCUGACCACACCUGUGCAAGAUAGACCCUGGAAACGAGUCGGCUCAGACUUGUUUUUCUGGGAAAAUGAGACAUAUCUUCUUGUAGUGGACUAUUAUUCACGGUACAUAGAGGUAGCCCAUCUCAAGGUAGCUUCAGCGGUGACUGUUGUAGCUGCCCUCAAGGAUGUUAUCGGUCGCCAUGGAACACCAAAGACUGUCGUUUCUGACGAUGGGCUGCAAUACAGUUGUUCACUGUUCGAGUCCUUUGCCAUGGAGUAUGGGUUUACUCAUGUCACAAGUAGCUCCAGAUACCCCCAGGCAAAUGGCGAGGCGGAGCGGGCGGUGGCCACAGUUAAAGGAUUGUGGAAAAAAGGAGGUGACAAAGCAAAAGCGCUAGACAUAUCGGGCUACACCGUUGGAGAGUGACUACUCCCCAGCACAACUUCUUAUGGGAAGACAAAUUCGCUCCGACAUACCACAACAUCCAGCAACGCUCCGUCCUCAGUGGCCGAACAUCAAGGGCUUCAGAAGGUCUGAAAAGCAGGCGAAGGAGGACCAACAACGCCGUUACAACUUGCGUCACAGAGUUCGCUCCCUGCCACAACUGCCGCCAGGUCAGGACGUGUGGCUGACAAGAGAGAGGAAGCAGGGCACCGUCAUUCAGAAGGCGGUAACACCUAGGUCCUACCUCAUUCUCACUGAUGAAGGACAGCUCAGGCGUAAUCGCACCCACUUGCGCCCAGUACAAAAUACACAGCCACAGACAACGCCAGACACAGAAGAAAUACCUGAUACAGGCCUGAUACAGGCCUGAUACAGACACACCCACUGCCACUACUUGGGAAUCAAAGAGCCACACACAUACAGAGGCAAAUAACACAUGUGACCUCAUCAGGUCGUGUCUCAGGCCCGCCGCGGCGUCUGGAUCUCUAAGGACUGUUGGACUGUGGUAUGAGCUGUUGAAGAGGAAAAACAGUGAAAAGUUGUGCACUUUUUAGAUUUAAGUUCUCUGUUUAUGUUUACAGCUUUAUGCUUUAUGUGAUACCUGUAAGAGGGUUUAAGUUCUCUGUUUAUGUUAACAGCUUUAUGCUGUAUGUGAUACCUGUUGGAGGGUUUAAGUUCUCUGUUUACGUUUACAGCUUUGUGCUUUAUGUGAUACCUUACAAGAGUGUUACUAAGGAACCUGCAAUAUUAAGCUUUAGGUAAUAUAUAGUUAUAUAUGUUGAGAUAACUAUCCGAGUUAACAGUGAACCAUGUUUGUUAUUGGAGGGAUUUCUUACUUAAGGGGUAGAUGUUGUGUAAAGAAUAUAGCGGAGAUGUAGGUUGUUGCACGGACCCGUUUAGAAGGGACACAGGACUUCCGGGAUUGGAGAGUAAACACGUUGAAUGCAGCUCCGUCUCUGUCUACUUCAUUAACCCUAGCCUAACGUAACAUGACCCAUUGUUGUUAUUAUGAUAUUGAGACAGUCAUGAUCAGUGUCCUAUAGCGUCCAUUUUUUGUGAGUCUCAAUGUCUACUUCAAAUGCAGUUAGAAAUAUGGGACAGUUGCUUCAUUUUGUUUAUAUGCUACAGGCCGAAAGACUAAAUUAAUAUGUAACUUACUUGCUCCUUUUAAGUAUAACAUUGCUUCGGGAGUCCAAAUCCUCCACUGAAAAGGGCGGAAAGUUAGCCUGGGGCACACACUGGUGCGACCCGAGGGCGAAUUUCCCUAGCGCCCUCUAUUGACCCACCCCCACUGCCUACAAUACUCUUUUGUUAAUAUAAUAUUUUCCCUGUGAUGCUCAUGAUAAUGUUUAAUCCUGCCUCAUUUGGAUUGGAUUGGAGGUUGGCUAUGUGAUUGGAUCCAGUUCAUUAAUAUUAAACAACCCUCUGAUUUAAAAGGUCAUAGCAAAAUCUACCACAGAACUUGUUGGUGGCAAUAACUAAGAUGAUAGACCAAAAUGUAGUAAGAGAUUACUUGUAAAGUUAUGAUCUGUUUCAUAAUUGGAUGCGCUAUGGUAAAUAUUGAUAGGUGAGGCAAUAGAUUGCUUUUAGGCUUUGUUAAUUACUUUUAACAUUCAUACAUUGUCAAAGUGAAAAAAUGAACUCACGAAAUUUCUCUAUUCAAAUAACAGAAUUUGUUAUCGAGGGUUUUGAAAAAGUUGAAAGAAAAAUGGCAAUAGGUGUGGUGAUGUUAAUUGUUUAUGUUUUAAUCAUUUUAGCUAAUACACUCAACAUCGUAUUUGUCAUUUUAGACAAGAAACUACACAAACCAAUGUAUCUUCUGAUUUGCAAUUUGGCUGUUGUUGAUAUGCUGUAUAGUACAAGUUCAUGCCCAACUAUGAUUGGUGUAUUAUUGGCUGGUGCGAAUACGAUAUCCUAUGCGGCAUGUUUCAUUCAAAUGUUCAUCUUUCAGGUAGCUGAAACAAUGGAGCUGUUUGCUUUAGCUGUCAUGGCCUUUGAUCGCUUGAUUGCCAUCUCUUUUCCAUUGAGGUAUCAUAGCAUACUAACAAAUGUUCAUACCAUAGCCAUAACAUAUUUCCUUUGGGUCGCUGCCUGUGCCUUUGUCACCCUUAUGCCUGUGCUUUUGAUACCUAUGCCUCACUGUUCCAACAGGUUAACGUACGCUUUCUGUGACUUCCCCGCUGUUGUCCGUACCUCUUGUCUCAAUCCUUCGUAUUAUUUUAAUUUGGCCACAAUCGUAUUAUUCUUUUUAUUAUUUUUCACCUCUGGUUUCAUUUGCUUAUCUUAUGCGUGGAUUAUAUCUGUUGUUUUGAAGUCGUCUAAGAAUGAGACUAGAAAGUUGCUCAGUACAUGUUUCAGUCAUCUGAUUGUAGUGGUGUGUUACUAUGUGCCAUUGUUUGUGCGUGUUGUUUUCACCAGAAUCGGCCUGGUGUUGACGUUGGAGGAACGACAAGGUUUAAUGAUUGGGGCCAUUCUUGGUCCAUCUCUUGUAAAUCCCUUUGUGUACUGUUUAAGAACUAAAGAAAUAAAAAACAAGUUGUUCGGUAUAUUUAAGAAAGGAAAACCAAUACAAUAGGAUUGCAUUUUUGAAAUGCAUCUGCUCUAGCUGUAUUUUGUAUCCUGUAAUACAGUGGUUACAGUGGUUUCCAUGUA
Molecule: messenger RNA, 3966 nt
Organism: Gadus chalcogrammus (walleye pollock)
Lineage: Eukaryota; Metazoa; Chordata; Actinopteri; Gadiformes; Gadidae
Product: olfactory receptor 2K2-like
Exons: 1
Coding region: 2951-3889 (312 amino acids)
Biological process (GO): G protein-coupled receptor signaling pathway
Cellular component (GO): membrane
Molecular function (GO): olfactory receptor activity; G protein-coupled receptor activity
Source: RefSeq, a predicted model, not a curated record